CACACACUCAACCACUUACCAGUCACUAGUCACUCGUCAAAAAAGAGACACAUCUUUGGACUUGUUGCUCUUUCUUUCUCUUUCUCUUUCUCUCUCUCUCUCUCACUCACUCUCACUCUACUGUCUCUGUCUGCUGCCUACGAAUAGUCCCCCACCCCUUUUUUCAUAUCUUUUCACAAAAGAAAAAAAAAAUAACCCUAUUGGCUUGUGCCGAAAAAAUAACCAAUGUCCACCACUGUGUCUUCUUACCGAGCAUCCGCAUUGACAGACGACAAUGACUCAUUGCAACAACAACAGCAACAGCAACAGCGACCCACACUUGCAAGCCGUCGUCGCUUUUCUUCCGCUUCCGUCAUUGCACAAAUUACGCUUUUAGGUUAUCCACCCAAGAUUCAGCCCCAAUCCUCUGCCACGAGGGAUCAGGGUCGGGGUGGUCACCGUUCUUCCACUUGUUCCUCUUCUUCCCGCCGCUCCCUUCAACAACACUCACCACCACCACCACCACCACAACUGCCGACACCCACAGAACCUGUCACUAGUAGUGACGGCCUGAACUUUUGUCCUCCGUCAGUUCGGGAUUGUGGUGAAUUGGACGCUGUUGACCAAGAAGCCGGUUGUAUUCUAAUUGCACUGGCUAACCAUGACCCGAACAAGGUUGUUGUUGCCAAAACAACAGAGCUUUUGACCAAGUCUGUGGUAGCAAAGAGCGAUUCUGAAAGUACGACGAGUAGUAGCAGUUACAGCAGCGCAACAAGUACACCUACAAAGAGUCCAACAACGAGUAACAGUGGCAAUUCAAUGUCGAUCAGUAAUUUGCUAGGCAAUUCAGGCAAUUCAGGCAAUUCAGGCAAUUCAGGCAAUUCAGGCAAUGGCACAUUGACGCCUCAACAAGAUGUCCACAGUCCAGGAGUACAGCAGCCGGAGACUGUUAGCAAUGGUGAUAGUCAUACUCACAGUAGCAAUGUGACCUGGCAAGAAAGUCGGUCCGGUUAUGGUGCUACUCAUUCGACGACGACGACGACGACGACGACGUCGACAGCACCUGAUCUUUCCGCAGAAUCAGAUCCAAUCAUGAUCUUGGCAGCGGCGGCGGCGGCAGUGAACGAAGAAGAUGAAAACAAAGCAGCAGCAGCAGCGGCAGGGUCAGACAGCAGCAAUGCCCAUUACAAUGUCAUGCGAUCAUAUGGUUACUCCCAUGAGGCAUCGGAAGAAGAAGAAGAAGAAGCAAGACCGCCCUCCAAGCGCAAAUGGCAUCACGGCGGCUAUCAGCAUCCCCAUAAUCCUUAUAACGAUGGUGAUGCUACAGUGCCAGCAUCGACGGCAGAGGAAGAUGAUCCAAGCGAGUUGUAUAGCGACAAGCGUCAUCGUUACAAUCAUCAAGCAGAGAACACGUGGCAGCAAGAUCUAUCGACACAUGAGCUGGACAGCCGAUCAGGAUCCUCCAAGAACGCCUUUUCAUGGCAGUACUUGUCCAUGAAACAGAACCCGAGGAUUAAGCGGAAUGCAAUGCAUGCAUACAUUACAUACAUGAUCUAUACUGAUAUGACCCAUGCACGAUCGCGCUCUGACAGCAAGACAUUCCCUCUCAAAAGUAGCUAUCCACGUGAGAGUGCCGCAUCCCCGCCCACUGCAGGUGCUGCCAAUGGAACCGGCAGCAGCAGCAGCAUAUCAGGUGGCAAUGGUGCUGCUGCUGGUGGCCAGUAUAGUCCCAAUCGGGGAUACAGAUUCCAUACAAACGAAGAGGAGCGGACACCGGCUUACAAUUACAGGCCAGAGCCACCCAUCAAUAGCAACGUCACCAAUGGUGCCACGAGUCGAGGAACAUCAGUAACAUCAGUAACAGCAGCAGCAGCAGCAGUAGUAGUAGCACCACCACCACCACCCGCUACGACCACUUUGACCACGGCGACAGCGGCAGCGGAGGCCACUAGCAACAGUGCAUCUGCAUAUCCAACCCCUACACACACCGACAUUGUCAUGCAGUUUUCCUCAGAGAGUAGCAAUAGUGCUGCUGCUGCUACUACUACUACUACUACUACUACUACAGUAAACGUUGCUGGUAAUAGCAGCAGCAGCAGCAGCAGCAGUCAUCAUCAUCACCACGUCCAUCACGCUCAACAUCACAGUAACACGAGCACCAGCAGCCACAACCACUCGCACCAUCACAACCACCACCACCACCAGCAUCAUCCUUCUUCGGCACCGUCCGAGUCGUCUUGGUAUCGAUCAUCGUCCUCUGCAUACAUGCCGCCACCUCCACCUCCGCCUUCCUCCAACAAUGAGCACCAGCGACUACAUUCACCCGCGCCUCCUCCUGUGCCACCGCCGGCACUGUCGUCUACAGCCAUUGUCGAUCGACCGUUGACAGCGUUCUUGUGGGAUGAUACUACGUCAUCAUCCAAAGGAGCCCAUGUACGACAGGACAGUAGCAUUGCUCUUCAGCCAUUAUCAUCUUCGACCCAUCCGUUCGCAUACAAAGAGAAUUGAGCUCGAUAACUUUUACAAAAAGACCGAAUGGAAAUAGGGUUUUCUUACCUUUAGUGUGUUUACUACCGUCAUAUCUCGUUAUCGACACGUGCUUAUAUUCCCCCCCCACCACCACCACCACCGUGCCCCAUCUACCCUUUUUCUUUCUAACCUCACAGACGUGGUGUUUUUGCUAUUACAUUUUUGCCCUCUUUUUUUUU
This is a messenger RNA of Zychaea mexicana, 2687 nucleotides long. RefSeq lists its product as uncharacterized. Bases 226 to 2487 code for a protein of 753 amino acids. Lineage: Eukaryota; Fungi; Mucoromycota; Mucoromycetes; Mucorales; Lichtheimiaceae. The transcript is spliced from 9 exons. The record is from RefSeq and is a predicted model, not a curated record.